Oncorhynchus nerka (sockeye salmon) is the source of this 3223-nucleotide messenger RNA. Its product is annotated as arf-GAP with dual PH domain-containing protein 2-like. The record is from RefSeq and is a predicted model, not a curated record. Gene Ontology annotation, molecular function: phosphatidylinositol-3,4,5-trisphosphate binding; GTPase activator activity; phosphatidylinositol bisphosphate binding. The transcript is spliced from 11 exons. NCBI's taxonomy places the organism in Eukaryota, Metazoa, Chordata, Actinopteri, Salmoniformes, Salmonidae. Bases 492 to 1637 code for a protein of 381 amino acids. Gene Ontology annotation, cellular component: cytoplasm; plasma membrane; intracellular membrane-bounded organelle. Gene Ontology annotation, biological process: positive regulation of GTPase activity; heart development.
UUAUGCUGCAUUUGAAAUCUCACUGACUUUCAUCUCAAGUGCGUUCGUUUUUAUAUAUUAAGAUAUUUUAUUUAUUUACAUUUCAAUAUGAAUUAACUUUGGUGACAUUUUCAAGACAUUAUAUAUUAUCUCGAUAUAUUUUGUUGUAAUAUAUACUAUAAAAUCAAGUACGGUUGUUUUUCUUGGAUAUGACUAUUCUGUCAGGCCUACUUGUCCGUUUAUAAAUUAUGCGUAAUAUAUGAUAACGCCUUUUUCACUUCCCCUACUCAUUGUUAUUUGAUAGUGAGUCGUCAUAAACGUCAUGUUGCUAUGCCAGUGAGAAAAGGAAACGUCGGCUAGUGACCGCGGUCAAGUGCAACAACAACAAAAAAUGUCCUGACACCUGUUAUAUAAGUAAUACAUUUGAGUGAAUGAAAAGGCAUAGACCUAAGUAAAAAUAAGAAAUUCGUUUGUUGGGACUUGAUUGAGGCAGAAGAAUAGCCGAUUUACUUAUGGCAAGUCCGGAGAGAAAUAAGAAGAUUUUGCUUGAUAUGGUGAAACAGCCCAGCAACGACCAUUGUGCCGACUGUGGGGCCCCUGAGCCAGACUGGGCCUCAUACAAACUUGGUGUGUUUGUAUGUGUGAACUGUUCUGGGACACAUCGGGACUUUCCUGCCAUCAGCCGGAUAAAGUCCAUACGCUUGGAUUUCUGGGAUGAUUCCCUAGUAGAGUUUAUGAAGACAAGGGGUAACGCAGCAGCCAAUGCGUUCUAUGAGAAGUGUGUUCCUCCCUUCUACUACCGGCCACAGGAGAAGGACUGUGUUGUUCUUAAAGAUCAGUGGAUACGGGCUAAGUAUGAGAGGAGAGAAUUCACAGGAGAGAAUAACUCCCUUCAACAAGUUUAUAGUUCAGGACUUUACGAAGGAAUACUAUGGAAGAAAGGCAAGGACAACAAGCAGUUCCUGAAAAGGAGAUUCCUGCUCUCUGAAACUGACUUUACCUUGAGAUACUUCACCAAGGAGGAUUCCAAGAAGCCCAAAGCAGUCAUCUCUAUGAAGGACAUCAAUGCCGUGUUCCAGCCGGAAAAGAUAGGCCACGCCCACGGGCUGCAAAUCUCCUACCUGGAGGAAGAACGGACCAGAAACCUGUUUGUUUACCAUGACAACAGCCAGGAAAUUGUGUCCUGUUUCAAUGCAAUUCGGGCCACCCGGUUUGCUUACCUCAAGAAAGUCGACCCUAAUGCCAGGGAGUGUGACCUCGUACCUUUGAUAAGCAGAAGUAGCAUUAAAGAAGGCUACAUGGAGAAAACCGGCCCAACGCAAUGGGAGACAUUCAAGAAGAGAUGGUUCGUCUUAAACUUAACGGACAGAAAGAUGUCCUACUUCAAAACUUCACUGGAUGCUUUGGAACUGGGAGCUGUCUUCAUCGGCACAGAGUUCCAUGGCUACUCUGUGAGGGAGGUCCAGCCUAAGGGGAACCGCAGUGGCAGGUGGAGGUUCGGGGUCACCUUGGAGACGCCAGACAGGCAGUUUGUCUUCCUGUGUGACCAGGAGCAGGACCAGAGGGAGUGGAUAGAAGCCUUCAAACUAGUAAUCUCCCAGCCUAUGCUACCGCAGCACUACAACACUGAGGCAAACAUGAGAAGGAUGACAAAAUGAAUGGUGUAUAAACCGGAGGAAAGGAAAGCAGCAUUUACAGGAAGAAAUGGCAAUGUGUGAGGCUGGCUGCCUGUUUCAGAGAGCCUACCAGUGACAGGAGGAGGCUUCUCACAAGAGGGGAUCAGUGAACUCUUCAAUGGAGUCAUGUUUACCGGAAAAUGGCUAAAUGAACUCAGGCUAAAGAGGCUAAACGAACUGAAGAGCUGCCAAUGUGGACCAGCACUGGUAAUCAUUGCAAGUCACCAUUAUCCAGGGCACCUUGCAAACCGGUGACUGGACUGACUAUUAUGAGAUGGGAACUGAUGUCAUUGUCGGGGACAUUGGGAAUGUAAUAUAUACUUUCUAUUAACUACUGUUCAUAUACACUGAGCGUAUAAAACAUUAAGGUUGUGUAUGUGUGCCAUUCAGAGGGUGAAUGGGCAAGAUAAAAUAUUGAAGUGCCUUUGAACGGGAUAUGUUAGGUGCCAGGCGCACCAGUUUGUGUCAAGAACUGCAACGCUGCUGGGUUUUUCAUGCUCAGUAGUCACGUGUGUAUCAAGAAUGGUCCACCACCCAAAAGGACAUCCAGCCAACUUGACACAACUGUGGGAAGCAUUGGAGUCAACAUGGGCCAUGUUGGGCCUGCAUCCCUGACACCUUGUACAGGCCAUGACAUGUGACAGACCAAUACCUCACAAGGUAUUGUUCUCAAAAUAAGGUCUGGGCAUACUGCCAAAUUGCAGCUACUGAUAGUGAGGAUUCAUUCAGUCAGCCACUUGCAUGAACACAGAAAUUGGUUAUAAGAAAAUCACUAACAUUAAAAUUGCCAUUACAAACGCAGUCCCCACCGUUACCAGGAUGUUAAGGAUGUUGCUCUGGGUGGCCAGUCCACCUCACCCCACAGGAGCAACAGAACAGCCACCAACUCCUUGAGACAAAUCAAAUGCUCCUUUAGAGCUGCAUCUGGUGGCACCUCACAGAGACUGGAGAACAGCCGGCAACACUGCCCCCACACCACUCUCCACCACUUCUCUUCCCAGGAACUGCAUGCAGAUACACUGAGCUAUGCCCAAGCCGUACACAGUCAAAGAGGCCCAAUACAGAUUUUAUAGCCACACUGCCCUCCACACCAACCUCUUCAAUUCCCCCUAGAACCUCCCUCCUAUGCCACCAGACCAGGCCCAUCACAGCACAGCUCAACCAGACCCAGCCCAUCACAGCACAUCUGUCACACCAUGAUCUGUUUCACCUGUCCUUGUGCUUGUCUCCACCCCCCUCCAGGUGUCAUCCAUCUUCCCCAUUAUCCCCUGGGUACUGAUACCUGUGUUCUCUGUUUGCCUGUUGCAGGUUCGUCUUGUUUGUCAAGUCAACCAGCGUUUUGUCUCAGCUCCUGCUUUUCUCCAGUCUCUCUUUUUCUCACCCUCUUGGUUUAGACCCUUGCCUGUCCUGACUCUGAGCCUGCCUGCCUGACCACUCUGCCUGCCCCUGACCCUGAGCAUGCCUGCCAUCCUGUACCGUUGCCCAAUACUCUGGAUUAUCGACCCCUGCCUGCCUUGAUCUGUCGUUUGCCUACCACUAUUACUGUAAUAAAAGAAAUCUUCAACACA